This is a messenger RNA of Yamadazyma tenuis ATCC 10573, 1234 nucleotides long. It is a transcript of the gene ALG13, whose product is annotated as N-acetylglucosaminyldiphosphodolichol N-acetylglucosaminyltransferase catalytic subunit. Lineage: Eukaryota; Fungi; Ascomycota; Pichiomycetes; Serinales; Debaryomycetaceae. Gene Ontology annotation, cellular component: UDP-N-acetylglucosamine transferase complex. The record is from RefSeq and is a predicted model, not a curated record. Gene Ontology annotation, molecular function: hexosyltransferase activity. Gene Ontology annotation, biological process: dolichol-linked oligosaccharide biosynthetic process.
AGUCCCAUCCCGAGCCAAUGAAGCUACUCAUUACUACCGGUGCGACCGUCACGUUCACGCGUCUCCUCCGGUUCGUGCUCAGUGAUCCCAUGCUUUCCACGUAUAUCACAACCGGUUUCCGCCACGUGACGGUUCAGUACGGCAAUGAAAUCAAAAAUGGUGUCCACGUCUCACGAUGUGCCGUCAAUGAAAUUCUACGCUCAACUGCCGCCUUCAAACAUUUUCAAGUCACUGACGACACAUGCCUGUUUGAAUAUCAUGAUAAGGGUGGCAGCCGGAUUGUGUUGGAAUUUUUGUCGUUUUCGCCUGAUUUAAACUCACUUAUUCGCUCUUCAGACCUCAUUAUUUCUCAUGGAGGAACAGGCACCUUGAUAGACAUCUUGAAACUCCACAAAAAGUUGAUCGUCGUAUACAAUGAGUCGCUCAUGGACAAUCAUCAGAAACAGAUCGCCGAAGAGUUUGCUCGACUGCAGUUCUGUGUGAGCGUGGGCUCGAGCCAACUCGAACAAGACGAGUUUACGGGCUAUUUACAAGCGCUAAGAGACGGAAAAAUUGUGUUGACGUCAUAUCACCUGCCAGUAGAACAUAUAGUUCAGUCUAUUGUCUAUCGCGAAUUGGCCCAUGCCCGGCUACACCAUUCCAGGGCCAAAAGUUGAUCCACAAACUCAAGUUUUUCGCACUCGCACCAGUUUUGAAUUCUUUGAUACUCAACCUCGUGCUGAACAUGUCAGUGAAUACCAGCAGAAAACGGAGAAAACAGCGUCUUUUCUCGAAAGACAUUGAGCAGCUUCUUUAUGCGCUUGGAGACGGACCUUAUUCGAUGGAGCUGACGAUAAAUGCUCUCGAGGACUCGCUUGUGGAGUACCUCAGCGACUUGAGCACGGCCACCCAGAUAUACGCCAGAAGUAAAAACAGAAACAGAAUCAAGGUCGAUGACUUGCCCUUCACACUUCGAAAUGAUCCCUACAAACUCAGCCGUCUUCAGUACAUAGUGAAUCAGAGCCAGAAGAUCGAGAAUGCUAAGAAGAUUUUUGAUGAAGAUGACAAGAAACUUGCGGACUACGGAGACGAAGAUGACGAUGAAGAUGAUGACGAUGAACAGCUUUCCAAGCCGGCUGAGGAUGAGGAGCCCUCCGGGAAGAAGUUUAAGAAAUCGAAGAAGAAAGGUCGGCAGUAGUUGUAUCAUAGUGUGUAACAUAACUUUAUUUAAUAAAAGAAUUGAUUAGAGUAGUAU